Messenger RNA from Dendroctonus ponderosae (mountain pine beetle), 554 nucleotides. Its product is annotated as U6 snRNA-associated Sm-like protein LSm5. The transcript is spliced from 3 exons. The record is from RefSeq and is a predicted model, not a curated record. NCBI's taxonomy places the organism in Eukaryota, Metazoa, Arthropoda, Insecta, Coleoptera, Curculionidae. The coding region runs from base 195 to 464 and encodes 89 amino acids. Gene Ontology annotation, cellular component: Lsm1-7-Pat1 complex; U4/U6 x U5 tri-snRNP complex; U6 snRNP. Gene Ontology annotation, biological process: mRNA splicing, via spliceosome. Gene Ontology annotation, molecular function: RNA binding.
CGGCCUUAAAGAAGAGGGAAAAUAUUUACAUAUAACCUAUCAGAAAACAGCUAUCAAAGUUGAGCUUGUAAAUAAAUAGAUCUAGAUUUAAACUAUCAAGUUUGAACUUCUACUCCAGGUGUGACUAAUUUCAGUUAAAAUAAUUUAUAUUAAACAAAAGUUUUUAGUUAUCUUGUUUCUCUGCCUGAAUUAAGAUGAGUGCGAUGCCGGUAAGCUCAUCCACCUUGCUACCAUUGGAACUAGUGGACAAAUGCAUUGGUUCCCGAAUUCAUAUUAUCAUGAAAAAUGACAAGGAAAUCGUCGGAACACUGCUGGGAUUUGACGACUUUGUAAACAUGCUCUUGGAAGAUGUGACAGAGUACGAAACAACCCCUGAAGGGAGACGAAUAACCAGAUUAGACCAAAUACUGUUGAACGGAAAUAAUAUUACCAUGCUAGUUCCUGGUGGAGACAUGCCCGAAUAACAUGCUGAUAUAAAUACAAAUAAUCUUUGAUAAGUACAUUAAUAGUUAGGUAAUUACACUUGUAAAGUAAUUAAACAAUUUUUUACGAAA